AUGCCGAACAGAAAGUUGGCGAUCCUUUUGCUGGCAGCUACCUGUGCGAGAACUGCGACGAGUCCGAGAUCACUGAGAUCGGACAUCUCAAUUCUCAUCACCAAUGACCUGUUGGAGUCCGAAAGCCCAUACAGUGGGUCGGGGGUUUUACUGCUUGAUGCGAUGGAUUUGGACUCGGCUGCAAAAAGUUGCAAGGCGCUGGGAGAAACAUUAUGGACACCAGAAACCCCAUUCAGCGUGAUUAAGCCUCAUCUCGACUACCUCAUAUAUCAAGGCCGAUAUAGCGCUGAACAGCGAUUUUGGAUUUCUUCAGGUGUCCAGCAUCGACGGCCGCACACUAUCACCCGUACUGGUCUCAUUCUUCCAGCGGCGGACAGGGAGCGGCUGCCGGUUCUUUGCACACAAUCUGCGCCGUAUUCAAACGAGACAUUUUCGGACACCAGCUCAGACUUCCAGGUGACGAUCGACUCAAAUAAAGAGCAUAUCACUGGCUACCGGGACCGACAUGCUUUCCGCUUUCUGGGUAUUAGAUAUGCUGAUGAGCCUGAGCGUUGGACGUAUUCCAAGUUAUACCAAGGUUCGGGCAGCUCUGUGUCCGCUCUGCAGUUUGGAAAUAGUUGUCUACAGGGGCCGACAACCGGCGCGGAGGAUUGCUUGUUUCUGAAUAUUUGGACCCCAUAUCUGCCAAACCAACGCGGAAGGUCUAAUUUGGGAAGCUCACUCCGACCUGUUCUGUUUUGGAUCCAUGGAGGUGCAUUCAUGAGUGGCAAGGGCUCUCACCCUUACACGGAUGGUUCAAACCUGGCAUCUCGUGGAGAUGUCGUGGUCGUGGCCAUCAACUAUCGAUUAGGAUCUUUGGGAUUCCUGGCUUUGCAUGACGGCCAGACAAAUGGAAACUUUGGAUUGGCCGACCAAGUCACAGCGCUAGACUGGGUGCGCAAGAACAUUAUGGAUUUCGGGGGAGAUCCCAAGCGAGUGACUAUUGUUGGCCAGUCUGCGGGCGCCGGAUCAGUACGAGCACUUUUGGCAUCGCCCAAAGCCAGGGGAAAGUUUGCUAGAGCCAUAAUGCAGAGCAACCUGGGUGGGCUGGGAUAUGGCACCACGUAUUCUGAUUAUUACACCGUCGAGGAGCAGAUGGAAGUGGCCGGGCAGCCAAUCCUGGACGCAACCAACUGCAGCAAUGCCUCGUCGCAGGUCGACUGCCUCCGCCAGCUCCCAGCAAGGACAAUUGCUAAUCUGCCCGCCACAGCUCGAUACCUUGUCGUUGAUGGCACGUAUCUGACAGGCAAUCAGCUUGACUUGAAGCACCGUCAGGCCACCGCCCACGUCCCACUUCUGAUCGGAAUAAUGCGCGAUGAUGGUGCGGCCAUGAUUGGAUAUCCCUCGAUGGAGGAGACUUUGGAGACCUUUAUCAGGGCUUAUGGGUUGCCAUCCUCUGCCCUUUCGACCGGGUUAUUCCCUCUCCCUGCCAGUCGCAAUACGACGCUCAAUAAAUUCAACACCACGUCGCGAAUGGCAACAGAUGGUAUUUUUCGAUGCAUCGAUCAAGCUACUGCCUACGCAGGAAUCAAAAACCAGAUAUUUCCAUCCGUUCACUUUUAUGAAUUCAAUCGCUCCUACCAGACAGCAUCAUACUCUCCGAAUCCGCCCCUCUGUGAGGCUCCGGUAACACCGAGUCAUCCCGCUGGAGACCCGAGUCUUGAAUAUUUCAAAUGUCACUCUGGAGAGAUAUAUUACGUCUUUGGCAAUGUGCGCAGGCAGGGCCUUCCGCUGAGAGAUGAAUUUGAUUUGCCGUUUGAGCAGUUGGUGGUUGAUUCUUGGACCAGCUUCGUGCGCACAGGAAACCCUACUCCAAGCCCAGGCUACCUAGCGGCUCGUCAGUAUUUUAAUACAACCCAGGAUAUUGAAGCUGCAGGUGCGUGGAAUCCACUAAAGCCGGACAGCCUCUCUCUGAGAUUGUUUGACUGGCCUGGCCGCGUGGUACCGUUAGUUGAUUUGGAACAGUGUCGGGCUUUAAACAUAUCUCUUGAGUACUAUUUGUAG
This is a messenger RNA of Aspergillus ochraceoroseus IBT 24754, 2043 nucleotides long. RefSeq lists its product as uncharacterized. The transcript is spliced from 3 exons. The record is from RefSeq and is a predicted model, not a curated record. The coding region runs from base 1 to 2043 and encodes 680 amino acids. NCBI's taxonomy places the organism in Eukaryota, Fungi, Ascomycota, Eurotiomycetes, Eurotiales, Aspergillaceae.